GCACAGGCGAGGCUCCAUAGCUCGCUCACAAAUCCACAAUCCAAGGCUUGAAUCCCAAGUUGCAGCAGACAGAGGAGGGGAGGGCAGUUAUCUAAGGCUCUCAGCACCCCCAUGUGCCUGCUUGGAUCAUGGAGCUGCACUGUCUUCCUACUGAGACCCCCACCUCAGCCAGCUCCUGCUCCACGGACCCCCUGUACGACAACUGCCCACCUUUUGCCCAGCGAGGGAGGGCCAGGGAAAGGGAAAUGGAGAGUAGGGUUGUGUGCCCGGCUGUAACCAGACUCCCAGGCCCCUGCAGCCCUCAGCCUGGUCUGGCCCCAGCUGUGGCUGAGGUUCCCACACUGGUCGGUGGGGGAAGAGUGACUGGCCCCUGGCCAGAUCACAGCUACUGCAGCUGGAGAGGAGGUCUGAGAAGACAGGGCUGGGAAGCAGAGCUGGGCCCAGGCAUAAACAGAACAAGAGGGGGAGAGAGAGGAGGAGGAGAACAGGGCGGUAGCUGGGGAGUUAAGGACAGAGCUCAUCUGAACCAGAGCCCCAACCCAUCACAAAGUGAGGAGCACAGGAGUGCUCUCUCUCUGUAUGAUAACCUCCCCGAUGCUGUCACUCCUGACAGCCUCCAAGAAGUCUUUGACAUGGAAACAAGCUUCCAGGAGCAGAUGUACCAAGCAUGGGCCCCUGACCAGAUCCAGGGAGUGAUGGACGGCGAGUGUGUGAGCGAAGACAAGAGCACAUGGUCCUCCUGUGAGAUCAUCCUUGCUGAAAGCCGUUUCAGUAACCAGGACCAGAAUCCAGACCAAGACAAGAAACAUGAACAGGAGCCAGAGCUGGACUCAGGAUCCUUUGGAUUUAAGCAGGGGGACCCGAUGCUGAACCUCCAGCUCCAGAUGCCACCUCCUCAGCAUCCUGCAGCAAGUUCCCCUCAGUUAUCCCAAACUGCGUGCCAAGUUAUGUGGCCCCCAGCUGAAGCCCAGCACCCAGAGCAGCCAUCCUGGUCUCCCAGGGUGCCCCCUCCGGUUCCCUUGGCGGACCCCUCCGCCAGUGCCCUUCGCAGCCUCCUCACCAGCCUCCAACAGCAAAUAGUCAGACAGAGGGAGGAGUACGAGGCACGCAUACUCAGCCUGGAGCAAAGAAACGAAGAGCUCCAGGUAGAGGUUGUUCGGUUGAAAACGAACCUCGCCCAGCAGCGGCACUGGUACCACGCUGUCCAGGCUAAGAUUGCAGAGUCUGAAAGGGGCCGGGCCGCCGCAGAACUUCGCAAUGCAACUCUGCAGAAGGAGAUGGAGCAGUUCUUUGACACUUUCGGAGAGCUCAACAACGAGGCCAAGAAGACAGAAUAUAUAGUCAAGAGCUUUUGAGAAAAGAAUGUAUGAAAUGUGUGUGCUGAUGUGAACAGUGUGUGCUAAGAGAAGGACAAAAGGCACAAGACUGGUUAGUCUUUAAACUCUAGUUAGGAUCAUGUUUAAUAGUUUGUCACCACCUAUGCAGAAUACUUUCUUACCUAAUUGGGAGAGGUUUAAAGGGACAGUUCAACAGAAAAUAUUCAUAUUUUUCCAUUUACCUGUAGUGCUAUGUAUCCGUCCAGAUUGUUUUGGUGUGAGUUGCUGAGUGUUGGAGAUAUCAGCUGUAGAGAUGUCUGCCUUCUCUUGAAUAUAAUGGAAAUAGAUGGCACUCAGUUUGUGGUGCUCAAAGCACCUAAAGAUAAAUUUGGAAAAACUCAACAGCAAUGUCUCUUCCCCAGGAAUCAUGACCCAGAUACUAAAGAUAAUCCACAGACUUUGUUGUGAGCAGUUUCAUCUAGGAACUAUUUUCUUUCUAUCUGACUACAUCAGCAGACCAUACCAUUGCGCAGAAGGAAGGGUGAAUCUACUGCUAGCUCUCCUAGCACCACUGAGCUAGCUAAUGUUACAGUUCAGCCAAGGAGGACAGCAUUAAUGUUUACAUCUUGCACUGUCACAAGCAGGAGCCUCUUAUCCAUGAGUAGAUGCACACUUCCUUCUGCGCAGUGAUACGGCGGGUGUACUAGUUCAACAGAAAGAAAAUAGUUCUAACAUGAGAUUACUCACUGUACCCGACUCAGAAUUACGUCGAUCAAAUCAGAUUUGGCCAAUUCGUUGUUGUUUUUUACGAAUAAGGAUUUAAAGUUUGAACGGGCUCAGCGGGAGGUUCAGUGUGACAACAGCAUUCAUGUUAUAUAGUAACAAGCUAACUAUGCUAACGACGGAUCGGAAACGUGCAACAAUUUUUGCUGACACCGGAUAUUAAACAAAAGCCAGAGACUGUGUUGUAUUAAGUAUCAGUGAGCUGUAAAUACACCACUUCAAAGCUGAAAUGAAAAGAUAAUGUUAUCUCAGAAUCUUCCCUCUGUGCGUCUGCAGCUGACUGUACCAAGGGGUAGCGUGAGAGUCAAGAGCCCUCACACCACACCAAAAUCUGGGCAGCAAAUCGCCUCAGAAAUGCACUGCGCAGCACACUAACUAGCAAAAACAAACGAAAAACAAAGAUUCAACUUGAAGCAGUCUUAGUUGACUGAGGGAUCUCCAACUGACGAUUCGAAUCUCCAACUUUUAAGGGGCAGUCUUAACAAGGUCUGGGGAUUAUCUUGAGUAACCAGGUCAUGAUUUCUGUAAAGAGACAUUGCUGUUGCGUUUUUGGCGCUUUCGGCACCACAAGCUGAGUGCCAUCUAGUUCUAUUACACUGGAGAGAAAGCAGACAUUUCUACGGCCGAUAUCUCCAACACCAGAACAACCUGGCAAGAGGGAAAACAUGCGUUACGUAUUUUGGGGUGAACUGUCCCUUUAAGUGAUGUGUGGUUAUGUCUUCAUUAAGAAUCUGAGACAGAUACAAAACAUCACUGAAAGAAAAUGAAUCACUGAUGUCCACUUUAUUAGUUACGUAAGGGCAAAAGAUGUUGGCCGGGUGAUUAUAUUGUGGUCAUUGCAAUCACACAGGACAUCUCUGAAAACAAAGGCAGAAAUAAACUGAACCAAAAUGUGAGAUGUACAGUGUAUACAAUGGAGCUUUCUUUUAAAAAACCAAAAAACCAAAAAAACAUGGUAAACAUUGUAACAGAGGUUCUGAGCACUGUAACGCUCAGUCCUUAUCUGAUCAGAUUUGUGGGAGUGAAUUGGCCACUCCUCGGGUCAUUUAAGGCAUGGCUAAAAGAAUAAGGUCAUGGUUUUAAAAAAAAAAUAUAGUGUACAACAAUUCAGUCCUCUGUGACUCCAUAGUGUCGUAUCUCUGCAUGUCCAUCACACUGUGCAAUCAGUUCUGCAAAAAGCAGCUCCACAGUCCAUUUCUCUCGUCUUUAAGUUUCCAUCUCAGGUUCCAAGGUCCGGAUUUUCAUUCACGCUGUCCACAGUCACAUCCUCAUUUUAAACCACGACAUGUCUGCUUUUUGUUGAGGGGGGCAACUUCCUCCUUAGACUCUGCCCUUACAACCAGGCGACUGCUGUCUUUAAGGAUGAUUCAAAGGAGAUUACGAAAGAGAGCGCCGCACAGCACAUUGUCAUAACACACACGCGCACACAUAUAUAGGUUUACAAUGCAAAAAAAAAAUACAACAUCUGCAUCAAACAGGCUUUCAGAACCAAGAACAUCAAGGUACUGUAGGUAAAAGAAACGGACCUGAACGGAUUUCUCUUGAUAAGAAGAACUACGGUAUCUUAUUGGCAUCUUUAAUGCCUUCAUGCAAGUUAAACACCAUUAUUUGGGUUUUACUGCCUUAACAUGUGUUCUAUGUGAUGUCUUAUUCAUGAUGAAUUGUGUGACUGUUCCAGUACUAGUGGAAUGGUUUAGAAAAGGAUCAGCCAAUGCACUGGUUUGUCAAUGAAAUGCGUUGACGAGAGGCUUAUUUUACACUGGCCUCAACGUGAUUGUGUGCAACAUUUUGCAAGAACACAAAAAUAAAUACAUGUAUCUUUUUGCCUCUCCAAAAUUUACAGGAUUACGAUGUUCUUUUGAUAUACACAUUGUUAGUCGGUACCUUUUGUCCAAUGGGGUGCAAUAUAUAGCUCUACAGGUAUGUUGAAAUUUUAAACAAAAUGAGCACACCGUAUCUAUUAGUAAUGAAAUGGUCUACGGCCACUAUGAGCGUCAGAUCAUCUUUACAUACAGUACAUUAUAUCAGGAAAUAAAAGUGUAACACUGCAACCACAGCUUCCCCCAGCUGUCAGGAGGAAAAGCUCAAAAUCCACAUCACUCGAGGCAAAUAAUUAAAAAAACAAAAACAGUGCAGAAAGCACCACUGUGGAGAUCUGCGUUUGAUCAUCAGAUGGACAUCACGUGGUUGGCGCCAUCGACUCACGGUAAGCUUUUGCUCUUAUCGGCGUAACAUGCAUGAGAGCAGCUGGCAGCUGUGGUCUAUGUUCAGUGCGCGUCUGCUUUGAUUUGAUAACCUCUGGACUCAACGUAAUAUUCGCUAAAAAAAUAAAA
Molecule: messenger RNA, 4432 nt
Organism: Epinephelus moara (kelp grouper)
Lineage: Eukaryota; Metazoa; Chordata; Actinopteri; Perciformes; Serranidae
Exons: 2
Coding region: 129-1355 (408 amino acids)
Source: RefSeq, a predicted model, not a curated record